This is a messenger RNA of Adineta ricciae, 990 nucleotides long. The record is from the annotation of a GenBank genome assembly. Lineage: Eukaryota; Metazoa; Rotifera; Eurotatoria; Adinetida; Adinetidae.
AUGGAUGAUCUGCCAAUGAGCAUCUUUUUUGCUGCAGUUCGGAUAGCUCAAAUUAUUCCACCAAUUCAAAUAGUUAUUGGAACGAUAGGAAAUGUUUUUAAUAUUAUUCUUUUCACUCGUCCUAGUUUGCGUAUUAAUCCAUGUUCAAUGUAUUUUCUAGUCGGUUCAAUUAAUAAUUUUGUGUUUAUUUAUCUUUUUUUAUUGACUGAUUAUCUUUCCAAUGUUUGGAACGUGAAUAUACCCCAAAAUACUCAACUCUUGUGUAAAUUAAUCAGUAUUAUUCGCUAUAUCUUAUUCUCUCUUCGCUUAUGGUUUCCAGUUCUUGCUAGUAUCGAUAGAUUUCUAUCGAGUUCAUCAAAAGUAGAAUAUCGUCGGUUAAGUAGUUUAUCAACAGGAAAACGAGCAAUCGUAGGUAUUUAUAUAUUUUUUCUUCUCCUUCAUGCUCAUAUACCCAUAUUUUUCGAACAAGUUCCUUACUUUGAUGAUUAUAUUUGUGGUAUAUCGUCCUAUGAAUAUUAUAUAUUCUAUAACGUUUUUGAACCUUUUAUGGCGUGUAUUUUACCAAUUGUUUUGAUGUGUAUUUUCGGUAUGUUGAUCAUACGAAAUGUCCGAAGUACUCGUAAUCGUGUUGUUCCAUAUGGUAACAAUGUAAAAAAUGAACGUCUGCGUUCUAAUGAUCGUCAUAUGAUACGAAUGUUACUAUUUCAAAUAUUCAUUACUAUUUUAAUUUCAAUUCCAUAUGUAGCUACUACCACAUACUAUACAUUAACUAUAAUUAUAUUUGGACAUGACUUUACACCAUUAGAAUUGAUGAUUUAUCGAUUAACUAGUAUCAUAACGAGAUAUCUUUACGAUACUAGUCUUAUUACUGGAUUUUACAUUUACACAUUGGCAAGUGGAAAAUUUCGUAGUGAACUCAAAUCUUGUCUUCUUAAAGGACUCAAUGUCGUACUCAUUAAAUUACAGUUAUACAAAAAUUCGUAUCAAUAA